Messenger RNA from Lactuca saligna, 1584 nucleotides. The record is from the annotation of a GenBank genome assembly. Lineage: Eukaryota; Viridiplantae; Streptophyta; Magnoliopsida; Asterales; Asteraceae.
AUGGCGGCAUCUCUGUUCACAUACUCCUCAACCUCUCGAAGAUUCGUUCCUGCCCCAAACUCACCUCCACUUCCAAUUCACAUCAAGGCAACCAAUGUCGUCUUCAACCCUGACAUUCCAGAGGUUCAUCGAGGUCUUGGACUCGAUGAUUUCGUCAAUUUCUUGGCUUCUUGCCGCCUUCAAUAUGCAAUCAGUGAUGUACCGUCCGAGUUCUUCCCUGAACAAGUAUGUAAGUUUUACUAUACUGCAACAGUUAAUGAAGAAAACAAUGCCAUCACCGGAACCAUUGGUCAUGGCAGACACUCUGUCUUCAUCACCGCAGAACUACUCAGUGCUGCUUUAAGGUUAUCAAUUUUCGAACCCUUUUCUGAACCUCCAACUAUUGAAAGAUGUAAACGAAUAUUUGAUCAACUGGGCUAUGAUCAUUCAAAGGCUGGUACUCGAUCAGCUCUUAUUUUGCGUCAGUGCAUGACCCCAGGCUGGAAGUUUUUCACUGGUGCUUUAUGCAAGUGUGUGGGUCACAAGUCUUGCAGUGGUGAUCAAUUGAGCAAUUAUGAGCAACAAGUCGUCUGCUCCCUUCUUCUCAACAAAAGAUUAGAUUAUGGGGCACUAUUCUUUGAUCAGCUUGUUCAGCUUCUACGUGCAAAUGUGCGUGCUGAUCAUGUUCCCUUUCCACGCUGGAUUGCCCUGGUGUUCGACAAAUUCUUCGCUGCUGACUACUUUUCUCACUCUGGGAAUCCAAUCCAAUGCCCUCGAAUGUCCGUUUGUAUGUAUCAGGAUGAUCCUUUGGAUACUGACAUUGGAAUCUCCGAUAGGAUGAGAGAAUGGAUUGCCAAUCCAUACACUAUGCCUUCUCUCACCGCUGACACUGAUGAAGGAGGUGCUGAUGGUAAUCGUAUGGAUCGUGCUGAUCAAGAGGUGGAACAUCAUGAUGGUGGCCAUUUCUCCCCUCAACUUUCUCAUCACCUCAUCUCGGACACUGGCAAAGCCUCCUCAGCACCACAGGAUUCCAUGCCUCUGGGGAGCAACCAUCACAGGGGGAGCAUCAGUCUCAGGGGGAGCAUCCAUCACCAGCAGCUCACUACUUCUCUCCAAGGAUGCAACCUAGCUCUCCAGUUGCCCCAGCGUCUGCUUCGUAUUGAGGCUGAUGUUCAACAAAUCAAGGAGGUUCUCUUACUUACUCCUCCCUCUAGUCCCAAAUCUAAUGAUGCUCAAAAAGGGGGAGAUACUGAUGAUGAUGCUGAUGUUGAUGAUCAUGCUGAUGGGCAUAAUAGUCCAGCAGCUACUGAAAAAUUGUUUGAAGACAGUGAGCAUGAUGAAGAGCAUGAUGAACCUGAUGAUGAAUGUCAAAUUCUUGACAUGAACUUCAUUGAUCCUCUCAUUCCAGUUCAGCAAGAAAGCUUAGAUGGCCUUGAAGAAUCUCAUCCGAUAUUAGCCGAUCCUAUUGCUGAUCCCAUCAUUCCGGUCCAAGGAGAGGAUUCGGACAUUGCCAGUGAAGAAUCUCAUCCGCUGUCUCGAAAGCGGAAGGUUUGUGAAUCGCUACGCCUUUCACAAACCCUAAUCGUCGCUUUGUGCACACGAUAA